AUGACAACAGCGCAGAUCAUAUCGCCUCGUUACGCUGAGCACCACGCGUCGGAAAUGGAGAUCACCGGCUCUAUCAAAAAGGUCCCCUUGUCUACGGGAGGGGAAACACAAAAACAUGUGAGCGUUUUUUGCGAUGCGGGACUGAAGAAAGCAACGCGGUGGUUCUCUGAAAAGAUCCAGGAGGCCAUCGGUGACGUUGGUUUCCUCCUCCGCCAGGGACCCGUUAUUGUUCUCUCCAUCGAAAACCACUCAGAGUGGGGUAUUAGACUUGCGCACCCAUCUCGCAAUGGGGUGUCGAUCUUUCGAGACCUUUCAGAUACCGAAGAAACAAGAGUGACUUUUAAGCUUUAUCCCCAGGACUUACCGAAAGAAACAACGCUUGAGACCCGACCCGUUGUGCGGAAGCUGCUCCCAGAUGAAAUCCUUUUUGUGAAAGGAUCGGUCAGAUUCAAGAUAGAAAUUCCUUCAGGGGGUUUCUUUGUCUGGCAAGGAAACAGUCAUCAUAUAAUAGGAUCUGACAUACACGGUUCAGAGAUAUUCGAAUUCAUGGCGAUUUAA
This is a messenger RNA of Penicillium cinerascens, 558 nucleotides long. RefSeq lists its product as uncharacterized. Lineage: Eukaryota; Fungi; Ascomycota; Eurotiomycetes; Eurotiales; Aspergillaceae. The transcript has 3 exons. The record is from RefSeq and is a predicted model, not a curated record. The coding region runs from base 1 to 558 and encodes 185 amino acids.